Molecule: messenger RNA, 1347 nt
Organism: Endocarpon pusillum Z07020
Lineage: Eukaryota; Fungi; Ascomycota; Eurotiomycetes; Verrucariales; Verrucariaceae
Exons: 3
Coding region: 1-1347 (448 amino acids)
Molecular function (GO): oxidoreductase activity, acting on the CH-CH group of donors; flavin adenine dinucleotide binding
Source: RefSeq, a predicted model, not a curated record
AUGCCCGCAUCCGACGCCAUUCCCCCCAUUGCGCUCCCCUUCGUCUCGGAAAAGGCGAAGAAGACAUUAGACCUGGUAGAGAAAUUCGUGGCGCAAGAAUGUAUACCCUCCGACACAGUCUUCCACGCCCAGCUCGGCGAAGGUGAGCAACGCUGGAAAGGCCACCCAUCGAUCAUCGACGACCUUAAAGAACGAGCGAAGAAGCUUGGACUCUGGAACAUGUUUGUGCCUAGGAACCAUUUUAAGGAAGGUGCAGGGUUCAGUAAUUUAGAGUAUGGGCUCAUGGCGGAGUAUUUGGGGAAGAGCAGGGUCGCUAGUGAGGCAACCAACUGCUCCGCGCCAGAUACAGGCAACAUGGAGGUUCUUGCUAAAUAUGGCUCCUCGGCGCAAAAGCAGAAAUGGCUUACUCCGCUUCUGAACGGCGAGAUUCGCUCGGCCUUCCUGAUGACGGAGCCGGAUGUCGCCUCUUCAGACGCAACGAAUAUACAGCUUACCAUGCGAAGAGAUGGUGAUGAAUGGGUUAUGAAUGGGUCCAAAUGGUGGUCGUCGGGAGUUGGGGAUCAUAGAUGCAAAGUCUACAUCGUGAUGGGCAAGUCGUCGCCACACGAAAAGAAUCCGUACAGACAGCAGUCCGUUGUUCUUGUUCCGGCAGAUGCGAAAGGGAUUACGAUCCACAGGAUGUUACAGGUUUACGGAUACGAUGAUGCGCCGCAUGGGCACGGGCAUAUCAGCUUCAAGGAUGUGCGAGUCAAAGAUUCAGACGCCAUGGUACUAGGUGAGGGCAGAGGGUUCGAGAUCAUUCAAGGAAGAUUAGGGCCAGGACGGAUUCACCACGCUAUGCGAACAAUCGGUGCUGCGGAGCUGGCGCUGGAAUGGUUAAUCGCGCGAAUCAAUGACGAGAGGAAAAAAACAUUUGGACAAGCGCUGUCUUCACAUGGCGUACUGCUGGAAUGGAUUGCAAGGUCUCGACUUGAAAUCGAUGCUGCAAGAUUAGUCGUCCUGAACGCCGCCAUCAAGAUCGACGGCGCGAAUGCAAAGGCUGCACUCAAAGAGAUCGCUGAAGCAAAGGUCUUGGUGCCGAGUAUGGCAUUGGCGGUGAUCGAUCGGGCAGUGCAGGCUUAUGGUGGUAUGGGUGUAUGUCAAGACACACCAUUGGCGAACAUGUGGGCACAGAUCCGAACCUUGAGGAUUGCGGACGGGCCGGACGAGGUGCACUUGCAGCAAAUGGCGAAAAGGGAGAACAACGACAGAAGGGACGAGGUGAUCAAAAGGCUGGAGUGGCAGAGAGCGGAAGCGGAUAGGAUUCUCGAGAGGAUGGGGGUGAAGAAGUUGAAGAGUCAUUUGUAA